Messenger RNA from Blastomyces dermatitidis ER-3, 5383 nucleotides. Its product is annotated as golgi complex component Cog3. The coding region runs from base 2391 to 4820 and encodes 809 amino acids. The transcript has 4 exons. The record is from RefSeq and is a predicted model, not a curated record. Lineage: Eukaryota; Fungi; Ascomycota; Eurotiomycetes; Onygenales; Ajellomycetaceae. Gene Ontology annotation, cellular component: COG complex; cis-Golgi network; membrane. Gene Ontology annotation, biological process: Golgi organization; autophagy; intra-Golgi vesicle-mediated transport.
CUCUUUUGCCCCAGCAGCCUACACUAACAAUGCAAACAUGAGAUCAAAUCAAGCGGGAAAAGGGUAAGCUCAACAAGAUCAGACCUAUGUGAUGAAAGGGCUUCAGAAUAUCAACUCGGAGUAAAUACAUGUACUAUCGCAAAAACAUAGUGAUUGAAUAGAGUUAAAUUAGCUAACCUACCUCUCAUAUCUCAUAUCGGGGUCUGUACAGACAAUAUAUUACAGGAUAAAUUUCGCUUCAUAGCACAACAGCAAUUAAAGUUGAUCAAACACCAGAAUACACUGCAGUGACAUAUCUCCCGCACUCGACUCGCUGCUCCAGGCUCACUGUUCUCCCAUCCAAUUGAACAGUGCGGCGAGGCGUAAUUUGGAGUCUACUGUCCUCUCGCUGAUGUUCGCGGGGAACAACAUCGGCAGGAGGGCGGAUGUGCGUGGGGGACGCAACAUUAUUUCUCUUCCCCGUGCCUAAUUGAUAGAAUUCAUUCCCACCCCACCAGAAAACGUCUGAGCCCCAAUUGGUGUCUGUUUGGGGGCCGUCCUUCGAAGCAGAAACAUUGGUUAAGUUUCCCAGUACAGCAGCGGCAUGGGUUGCUCCGACAGAAAUACGGCUUAUCCCUAUGGGGACAACCUUUUGCGCGGUAUCGCUGUACUCAAACAAGCCACUAAGAGUCUUUAUUUUUGUAGGUUUGUCUUGGGCAUGAGUCCACUUCCCAGUCCCAAGGGCACCAAACAACCCUUUCCCGCAGCUCCAGACAUCCGUUGUGACUCGGCCAAGGUCCCUAACGGUGGUCCGAACUUCCAUCGGGCUAAGUAUCCUUUUGGCGCUGACGGUGAAAAAGCUGUUUGUGCCUCCGGCAGCAAUACUUGAUGCUUUAACUUCAUAGCCAUCGGCGGGGUAGAGAUUGCCGAGAGGAAGCAUUGUUGGGGUAUCAAUGGAAGAAGAGGCGACAUUGGUUUGUAGCCCUAGCUGACCCGAAGCAUUGUCGCCGAACACGAAGACUUGUCCAGCUUUAUCAAGCGCCAGAGAAUGGUAAUCUCCAGCUGCGAUAUUUGUAAUCCGGACCCCGCGCAACUCGCUAACUUCAUGACACAAGUCAUAUGGUCCCUUAGGCCGAUUGUUCCACGUCAGGCCAGGAAUUCCGAGUUGACCGCGGGAAGGAAAAUGUUCCGUGCCGAUAGCAGCAGAAAAUAUACGUCCAGAAGUCGUUAAUAAAAGUACAUGUUCGAGGCCGCCACAGAUCGCGGUAACCUUUUCGCCCAACCCAAGCUGGGGUUGCAGAGGGCGAUAACUCAAUUCAGCGCGCGUUCGCCAGAAUGGAAUCCAGGAGUUUUCGGAAGGUUUCAACCCAUUCUCUUGAUCGGAUUUUGAUACGGGGAGUGAAUAAACGUUUCCGCCGGAGGAUAGCGCAAUGAUCCUGUUUGACGAAAUACAAAGUGACACGAGAUUUUUGCCCUUGAGUGUCUUCGUUGGUUUGUAAUCUGUUUUCGAAUAGCCUUUGCCCCAUUGGAUCAAAUCUCCGUUUUCCGUAAUGGCGGCACCAAAAUUCUGAUCAAGCUUAACAUCACGAAGAACCAUACCAUCGAAGUAUGGUAUUCUUCUUGGGGUCUUCACGACGAAUUCAUUAGAGUCCGGGUUUGCGACUAACCCUGUAUUCGAACCCCAUGCAUACAGCCCUGGCCGCUCCCAACUCCUCUUCACCUGGACAUGCUGGGGGCUUAGUGACUCCCGGUUUUCCUCCGCUGAUAGAUUCUGCCUGGUCUUGGCCUCCUGCACAAUGAGUUCUGGUUGUAGAUACCGCGAUUUUUCUCCAAGACUUCCCGGUCUAUCCCUGAUGUAGUAAUAUCCAAAGGAUAUAACAGCCGUCAACCCUGCCACGGCAAUGUAAGAACGAAUACGUGGUGGCACCCGAGGCUCUUUCUGGGACUGCAGAGGCCCGGCGGUAGAGUAAGGGCGUAAUCGUGGGGCAAAAAGAGGCGAUCUUUUAGACAGGGCCGAAAAGCGCUGCGAGGCAAGUCGCUUACUCCCUCGAGUAAACGACAUUAUGCGUGUUUUCCGGAUGCUUCCCCAUCCAUCGAGUGAUGACCGGGGUUUUAUGGGCUUUGCGAUAACCGGAUGCAAAUCGUGGAGUCCGGGGAUUGCGACGCGGGACAUAGCUUACCUAAUUUGACUUAGUGCUGGCGGCCCGCGCCGGCAGAAUCACGAACCAUCAUAUUGAGGAAACCAAGUUCAUGGGAACUUGGCAGCUUGGUGUUCAGUUCACCAGGCAGCUAAUAUACUCCGCAUUCCUCCACGAUCCUACAGGCUUCUUAACUUGUAGAAGCUGUCUAAACUACGGCAGUGGAGCAGCAAUGUGCUAGCCCGGCCGGCAAUCAAAUAAUUAUGCUUCACUAUGACGUUUCAACCUGACAAUCAACACCGGCAUCCUGGCGCCCCAGCUUCACCCGCUGCCAUGGGAGCGGGCGAUGUGCUGGGGGCCUCCGUGAAAGAGGUUGAGAAUGAUGCUGAAUUCGCCCGCUGGUAUAGCUCCAUUGAGAAUGACCUGCUGGAGGCCAGCUACGAAGAAUAUCAAUCAUGUCUUGAUGAACUGCAAACUGCCAAAUCGCAUCUCGAUUCUCUUUUAACCGAUACUACCUCUACGCUGGAUAUCCUAUCCAGUCUCUCUGAAUGCUUCCAGUCCGUGGAGGCCCAAACGGCCGCCUUCCAGCAGCAAUGCGAGGGCCUAUUGUCGGCACAGAUGCGCAGUUCGAAAUUGGUGGAAGAUAUCCAUGAGAAUAUACAGUACUAUGACUUUUUGGACCCCAUUUCGCGGAGACUCAAUGCGCCGGGAGCAGGAAAUUCCGUGCGAACAAAGGAUUUCUCAGACAUGUUGAAGAGGCUGGAUGAGUGCUUGGAUUAUAUGCAGACUCAUCCCGAACAAAAAGAAUCAGAUACCUAUAGGUCUCGCUACCGUCUUCUUUUAACCCGUGCCCUCACGUUAAUUCGUGGUCAUUUCGUGUCCACCCUACGGGAGAUAUCUUCAGGGGUUGCAAAAAGAAUCGCCGACCGACAGCUCAACGACACAACUAUGUCGGCUCUUCUUUAUGCAAAAUUUCGUGUCGGUGCGGCGGACUUAAAGGCAAUCGGAUUAGAAAUACAAAAGCGAGCAGUCCCGCCAGUUGACCCUGAACAAGGAGCUGAAGCUGAAUACCAAAGUUUACUUAACGAGCUCCAUACUAGCUUUUCAGCUACGAGGGGCAAGCUUGUUAUACCUGUAUUACGGAAGAGGUUGAACGAUAUUUCCCAGGCCCCCAGCAGCUCAAAGGACCUAGUCGCAUUUGCUCGGGCCAGCAUCAGCUAUAUUCGUGGCAUUUGUCUCGAUGAGUUUGAGCUAUGGGGACAAUGGUUUCAUGGUCAGCAAGGCCUUUACGAUUUCCUGGAGGCUGUCUGCGAGCCCCUCUACGAUCAUUUGAGACCGAGGAUUAUUCGUGAAACCAAACUUAUCAAAUUGUGCCAGCUCUGCUCACUCCUGCAAACGCGUUAUUUGUCCGAUCCCGAGGAUGAGGGAGAGUUCGCUGACCCGACUCAACUUGACUUUUCCGUCUUAAUUCAACCUGCGCUGGAGGACGCGCAAACCCGACUCGUCUUUCGUGCGCAGGCAAUAUUGCGAGAUGAGAUUGAGAAAUAUAAACCACGCGCCGAAGAUCUUGAUUACCCUGCUCGCAAUCGAAACGUUCUAUUACCGGGGUCAGAGAAUAACAAGUCUCACGCAGUAUCACACAGGAGAUCAUCGUCUAUUGAACCGACCACCCCACUCCCGAAGAUGCCAAUGGUCGUCGACGAGGAUACCGAUUCACCCCAAGAAAAGUAUCCGCGAUGGGACUUUGAUUCGGGAGCCGUAUUUGAAGGAUGGUACCCAACUUUGCGGACGGCGGUCUGGCUGCUUAGUCGCAUCUAUCGACUAGUGAACUCAACCGUUUUUGACGACCUAGCACAUCAAAUCGUUCACCAAACCACCCUCUCCCUCCAUGCAGCAAGCACUCAAAUUUCUACAAAAACUUCUCCUACAGACGCCCAGUUAUUCCUUAUUAAACAUCUCCUCCUACUCAAACAACAAAUUGUCGCCUUUGACAUCGAAUUCGUCAGCCCCGACAUCUCUAUCGACUUCUCCAGCGUGACGAACACGUUCUGGGAACUCCGGGAACGUGGCGGACUCUUCAACCCACGAAACCUCAUGCGGCUACUUGGCGGCGGCCUACUUCCCCGUGUCGUAGAAAACAUGCUCGACGCAAAAGUGGAACUAGACGGCAGAUUGCGCACAGUAAUUAACGACUUCACUAAUUCCUUCAAGUCGAAAAUGACCCAACCUCUGGCCUCUUUGGCGAAAUCUACAAACCGAAGCGAACCGUAUAGUAACGCCCUACGUCUUACGUGCAAAGCGAUCGAGAAAGAAGUUCCAAACCUGCGACAAAUUCUCGGUGAAUAUCUUGAUGACACGAGGACGAAAGAAACGCUUGUUGGCGCAGUGCAAGACUCUGUCAUUCAGGCCUACGAGGACUUCUUCGAUGGCUAUACAUUGACGCUUGAAGGAGGGAAACAGGGAGUCCAUCACAGUAAACUUUCAUCCAUGGAGAAGGGUCGAAUGGCUCAGGAAGACGGUGUGUGGGAUGUGGAUACAUUUGCGGGGUGGAGUGAGGCUGUUUUCCGCGUUGGUGUUGCUGGGCUCGACUCCUCAGAGGUCGCAGCCGCGGCGCUGAGUGUGGAGGAUGGUGAUGUGAGGCGGGGCAGUGAUGAUGUGUCGCCCAGCGAACGACAAAGGGCCAGCAGGAAUGGAAGUUUAUGAUAACUCAUUAUUGUCGCCACUCUGUGGUAUAUCGAUGAUAAGAAAUUCUACAUGCCCGCUUCCUGCUUACCAUUGGAAAAUGGGUUUAAUAUACCUAGUGGUCUAACUAUUUGCAUAUCAUUCAGUAUUAGCUUUCACUUCUUGUGGGAUUAUAUAUAUUUAGUAGAUGAAAGCCUAACCUUCCGUAAAGUAAAUAUGUUACUUAAGAUUAGUACGUCUGAUAAUAUAUAUUGUGGUUCCGAAUAAUCUCCCUAUCGCGAAACGCUACCAUAGACUAGCCACAAGAACAGUUCGUUGUUUUCAGCCAAAAAUAACACCAGUAUCCAAGAGCUCCAGGCGUCAGAUACCAUAUAUAACCCUUCCCCAAGAAUUAACCGAACACACCAUCAUCCAUGUCCUUCAAUUCAAAGCCAAAAAGUAAAGUCAAAAAUAUAGUAGUAGAAAAGAACAUAGAGGACAUAACAAAAACUCAACGAACAAAUGGAGGCGAAGAUGAGCAGAAGUAAAUAUCACAUUGUCAGAACAGCCUGCAGAGAGUGAAUAAUAAUUACGAGAAUAACCGA